Molecule: messenger RNA, 875 nt
Organism: Paramecium tetraurelia
Lineage: Eukaryota; Ciliophora; Oligohymenophorea; Peniculida; Parameciidae
Exons: 4
Source: RefSeq, a predicted model, not a curated record
AUUCCAAAAAUAAUAUUAAUAUGGACAUCAAGCAAUUGGAGAGACAAGUGAGAGAAAUCACUGAAUUAUAAGAUUCCAUUAAAUAAACUUCAACUUAUUGUUCUACCUUCCCGGAACACAGCGGCAUGGUUGCCUUCAUAAUUGAAAAUGAGUUUGUUAGUGCUCGAAAAGAGAGAAAGAAACUCUAUUUGUUUCUCAUUCAUUAGAUCAUCCUUGACGAAAAACAUGCUAAAAGGAUGGAUCAUCCCUAUGUGAAGUGCUUUGGCUAGAAGUUGAAGAAGUUAAUUAUGGAUUAUGCAUAUUAAGUGGAUGAGAUUGAUGAUCUAGAGAAAGCAUAUGCUGUCAUUAGAAGAUGGGAAAAGGAUUUAAUUUAUCAUCCAAUAUUUCUGGAUAAGUUGAGAAGCAUUCUUUAACCAAAAUAUGAUCAAUUGAAGUAUUAGCAAAUGAUUGUUAAUUAAAUAACUUAAAAUGAAUUAGCAAGCAAUAAAAUUCUAGUUCAAAAUUUAUAAAUUAUUUAAUAAUUUGAUUCAACAUACAAAUUAUAUUUGCAUUUGAAGUCAUUAAGAGACAUUGAUGACAAAUGCUUAGAUUUUAACACAAACUUUGAUAAAUACAUGAUGAAAUAUGAACUCGAAAAAAUUGAAGACUAUGAAAUGAUAGAUGAUCUUUUAGAAUAAGGAGAAGCCUCUAAAACCUAUUUAUCUGAAAAUAUUUGUUCCACUUAAAAUCAUUACUUAGAUCUAGCCAGAUUAGGAGAGCAACUAAUUAAGGAGGACAUUGAAAAAAAAGAUAACAAAAUUGAAUAUUAUAAAUCAAAAAGGCCAAUUUAAUGAUAUGCAGCUAUUAUAUUUUGCAUUAAUACCAUCAACCUUUUA